Molecule: messenger RNA, 1881 nt
Organism: Arctia plantaginis
Lineage: Eukaryota; Metazoa; Arthropoda; Insecta; Lepidoptera; Erebidae
Source: the annotation of a GenBank genome assembly
AUGAAUGUGCGGACGGCCGUGACGUCACUCGGCCGAGGUGUUGAGGCGGUCGAGGCCGAUGCGGCGGGCACGCUCGUGAUCUCGGCGCUCCGACGAGCGCGGCUCGCGGGCGCAGCGGAGCGGGCCAGCCUGGCCUCCACUGACUCGGGCGACGAGGGCGCUGGGCAUCGGCCGCCGCGCAAGCGGUCCCGCAGGCUGUCGCCGCCCGCCCGGCCCGCCCGGCCCGCAGACAUGCACCAGCCUUGCACCAACGGCGCGCCGCACGUCAACGGCGACGCGCCGCGCAAUGGCGACCUGCCGCCUCCUGGCCUGCGCAUGACCCAGACCGACCAGGAGAUCGUGCGCCUCAUAGGGCAGCAUCUCAUCUCCAUUGGACUUGAGCGCAGCGCCACCCUCCUCAUGGAGGAGUCGGGACUUCAUUUGGAGCACCCGGCGGCGGCCACGUUUCGUCAGCACGUGCUCGCCGGAGACUGGGUGAAGGCCGACCACGACCUGCGCGCGUUACACGACCUGCUCCGCGACUCGCCGCACGUCGAGCCGCACAACCUAGCCGAGAUGAAGUUCGUCGUGCUGGAGCAGAAGUACCUGGAGCACCUGGAGGCGGGGCGCGUGCUGGACGCGCUGCACGUGCUGCGCAACGAGCUGACGCCGCUGCAGUACGACACGCCGCGCGUGCACCGGCUGUCGGCGCUGAUGAUGUGCGCCGACGCGGGCGAGCUGCAGGCGCGGGCGCACUGGCCGGGCGGCGGGGCGCUGUCGCGCGCGGCCGUGCUGGCGCGCGUGCAGGCCGUGCUGCCGCCCGCGCUCAUGAUGGCGCCGGGGCGGCUGCGCGCGCUGCUGGCGCAGGCGGCGGCGCAGCAGGCCGCGCGCUGCCGCUUCCACGCCGCGCCGCGCCCCGCGCCCGCGCCCGACCACAUCCCCUUCACGCUGCUGGCCGACCACCACUGCUCGCCCGACCACUUCCCCAUCCACUCGCUGCAGGUGCUAAACGAGCACUGCGAUGAGGUGUGGUACUGCAAAUGGUCGCCGGACGGAAUGAGGCUGGCGUCGGGCUCCAAAGACAACACUGUUAUGAUAUGGGACUUCGACCCCGUGGCCAAGCGUCUGUCCUUCAGGAAAUCCUUGGAGGGUCACACAUACGGGGUGUCGUUCCUGUCGUGGAGUCCGGACGGGCGGUACCUCAUCGCCGCUGGACCUGAAGACUGCCCCGAUCUCUGGAUAUGGAACAUGGAGACGGAGCAGCUGCACCUAAAGAUGACGCACUCGCAGGAGGACUCCCUGACGGCGGUGGCGUGGCACGCGCUGUCCGACAAGUUCGUGUGCGGCGGCGCCCGCGGCCAGUUCUACCACUGCAGCCUCGACGGCACGCUCAUCAACAGCUGGGACGGCGUGCGAGUGAACGCGCUGUGCUGCCGCGCCGACGGCCGCUCCGUGCUCGCCGCCGACACGCACCACCGCGUGCGGGCCUACGACUUCACCGACCUCACCGACAGGAACCUCAUCCAGGAGGAGCACGCGGUGAUGGCGAUGACGCUGAACGCCGCGGACUCGCUGCUGCUGCUCAACGUGGCCAACCAGGGCGUGCACCUCUGGGACAUACGGGCCCGCGCGCUGGUGCGGCGGUUCCGCGGGCUGAGCCAGGGCCACUUCACCAUCCACGCCUGCUUCGGCGGCGCGCACCAGGACUUCAUCGCCUCCGGGAGCGAGGACAACAAGGUGUACAUUUGGCACAUUAGCGGUGAAGAGCCAAUAGCUGUGAUCUCCGGCCACACUCGGUGCGUGAACUGCGUAUCUUGGAACCCGGUACACCACGACGUGCUGGUCUCCGCCUCCGACGACUACUCCCUACGCCUGUGGGGCCCCAGGACCCAUCAGUCCUAG